AUGCGGUUUCUGAGGGCCGAGAGCUGCAGUUUGUCUUACACGCGGGGACAGGCGGUGUCAGGCACUGUGAACGGCAUUCACCCAGAAUGCCGAUUCCAUCUGGAAAUACAGGAGGAGGAGAGAAGGUGUGUGGAGCUUCUCAAGGCUCACGCAGGAGAACACAAAGCCUGCAGCGGGGUCUGGGACAACAUCACGUGCUGGCGCCCUGCGGACGUGGGAGAGACCGUCACCGUGCCCUGCCCGAAAGUGUUCAGCAAUUUUUACAGCAAACCAGGAAACAUGAGCAAAAACUGCACAAGCGACGGCUGGUCGGGGGUGUUCCCAGACUUCGUGGACGCGUGCGGCUACAAGGACCCCGGGGACGAGAGCCAGAUCACGUUUUACGUCCUGGUGAAGGCCAUUUACACCCUGGGCUACAGCCUGUCGCUCACAUCCCUCGUGACCGGAAGCAUGAUCCUUUGCCUCUUCAGAAAGCUGCGCUGCACCAGGAACUACAUUCACCUGAACCUCUUCCUGUCCUUCAUCCUGAGGGCCGUCGCGGUGCUGGUCAAGGACAGCAUCCUGUACUCUGGCUCGGGCACGCUGCCCUGCCCCGACCAGCUGUCCUCGUGGGUGGGCUGCAAGCUGAGCCUGGUACUCUUCCAGUACUGCGUCACCGCCAACUUCUGCUGGCUGCUCGUGGAGGGGCUGUACCUGCACACCCUGCUCGUGGCUGUCGUCUCUCCCGGCUGCUGCUUCAGGGUCUACCUCCUGAUCGGAUGGGGCGUCCCCACCAUGAGCACCGGGGCAUGGGCUACAACCAGGCUCCUGUUGGAAGACACGGGCUGCUGGGACAUGAAUGAGCACAGCGUCCCCUGGUGGAUCAUCCGGGUUCCAAUUCUCAUCUCCAUCAUCGUCAACUUCAUCCUGUUCGUCAGCAUUGUAAGGAUUCUACUCCAGAAGUUGACGUCCCCCGACGUCGGGGGCAAUGACCAGCCACAGUACAGGAGGCUGGCCAAGUCCACACUGCUGCUCAUCCCCCUGUUCGGCGUCCACUACGUGGUGUUUGCUGUGUUCCCCACGCACACCUCCUCCGAGUACCAGCUGCUGUUCGAGCUGUGUGCCGGCUCCUUCCAGGGCCUGGUGGUCGUGGUCCUCUACUGCUUCCUCAACAGCGAGGUGCAGAGUGAGCUGAAGAGGAAGUGGCAUGGCCGGUGCCCAGCACAGCCCGCCGGCCGGGGACAUGGGCUACAGGGCUCCUCCCUGUCUCGGCACGGCUCCGACAGUGCCCUGCAGUGUUCCCGGGGUUCCCGUGCCCCGUCCUUCUUGCAGACAGAGACCUCGGUCAUCUAGGCCGGCAGCCAGCACCGUCUGACCACGUCAAGCUGGCGUGGACUUCAGCCCACAUGUGGAACUGGGGUCAGGCCACGACUGGCUGAUUUAAACGUAAAUAUCGCCAAACUCCAGCUUUUAGAUCAUUUGUUCGUGAUGCUGUUUGACCAUGCAGACAGGUUUGUUUCCAAAGAGAAAGGGGUCAGGUGUGGAGUUACCCAGAUGCGGUGGCUGGAACCGUGGCCAGCAGCGACUGAAGGAAACCGAGGGCGUCCUGCUCCCAGGCCAGCUCUUGCAGACUCGUGGUCCUGCCAGCACGGGGGAUGAAGACCAGAACCGGAGCUGGCAUCUGGACCUCAGGGCCGCCUCCCCGCCAGGUCCUCAGGGUGGCUUCUGGUCUGCAGGACACUGGCACCAGCUGCACCAGGACUGGCAAAGCUAUUCCUUUGCCACAACAGGGCAGACCACAGAAGGGCAGCCAUGCCCAGGGCCCCUAUGCCCUGUCUCCUCACUGCCUCUGCACCAAGCAGCCCAGCAGCCACAGUCCAAGAAAGGCAGGUGAAGAGCAUCGGGCAAUACCAACAGGAGAGAGAAGGGGGGGGCAUUGGCCCCUCUGGGGCUGCGGGAGGACCCCAGCAGCCUGGGCCUGCCCACGGUCAUCUGCCACUGCAUGUGACGUCCAGCCGGGGCUCGGGGUCAGUGUCUGGCGGGACCGGGAAGCCUAUUCUCUUUUUAACAAAAACUGCUUUAGAAUCAUUUCUGUUCAGAUGAAGUUACUUCACAGCACACGAGGUGGCCAGCUCACCCCAACAUGGUGCACAGAAUUCCAGUGCCCCACACGCCAGUGUGCAGGGGCAACUGCACACCACCACCCCAGUGCACAGCGGCCCAGUGCACACCCACAUCCAGGGCAUAGCAGAUGAUGCACACCCACACCCCAGUGUGCAGCAGACAGUGCACACACACAGACACCCCAGGGCAUAGCAGGCAGUACACACCCACACUCCAGUGUGCAGCAGACGGUGCACACACACACACACACACCUCAGGGCAUAGCAACAGUACACACCCACAUGCCAGUGCACAGCGGAUGGUGCACACACACACACACACCCCAGGGCAUAGCAGGCAGUACACACCCACACUCCAGUGUGCAGCGGACGGUACACACACACACACACACACACACCAGGGCAUAGCAGACAGUACACACCACACGCCAGUGCACAGCGGAUGAUGCACACACACACCCCCCAGGGCAUAGCAGACAAUACACACCCACAUGGCAGUGCACAGCGGAUGGUGCACACCCAUACCCCAGUGCACAGUGACCUAGUUCACACCCACAAUCCAGUGCACACACAUACACCCCAGUACACAGUGCUCAGUGCACACCCACAACCCAGUGCACAGAGGAUGGAACACACCCACAGCCCAGUGCACACCGCAAACCAGUGCACAAUGGAUGGUGCACACCCACAUCUCAGAGCACAAUAGCCUGUGCACACCCACAGCCCAGUACACAGCAAACAGUGCACACCCACACCCCAGUGUGCAGCAGACGGUGCACACCCAAACGCCAGUGCACAGUGGAUGGUGCACAACCACACCCCGGAGUGCAGCAGACAGUGCACGCCCACACCCCAGUGCACAGCAGACGGUACACACACAUACCCCAGUGGACCAUGCACACCCACACAUCAGUGUACAGCAGCCUGGUGCCACCUACACCCCAGUGCACAGCGGACGGUGCACACUCACACCUCACUGCACAGCGGCCCGGUGAACACCCACACCCCAGUGCGCAGCAGCCCAGUGCCACCCACACCAGUGCGUCCCCAUCAUGGGCAUGGGCACAGCCCAGCGGGCACAUGUCCUAUGGCUGUUUGUAGAGGUGGAGAGGGCUGAGGCUGGCUGGGACGGACACAGGAGGCGUGGGCAGGGGGGAGGACACCUGGGCACAGCUGCCACUCCCUGCCA
Messenger RNA from Tupaia belangeri chinensis (Chinese tree shrew), 3291 nucleotides. RefSeq names its product vasoactive intestinal peptide receptor 2 (gene VIPR2). Gene Ontology annotation, molecular function: vasoactive intestinal polypeptide receptor activity; G protein-coupled peptide receptor activity; peptide hormone binding. The record is from RefSeq and is a predicted model, not a curated record. Gene Ontology annotation, cellular component: plasma membrane. The transcript has 13 exons. Gene Ontology annotation, biological process: cell surface receptor signaling pathway; adenylate cyclase-modulating G protein-coupled receptor signaling pathway. NCBI's taxonomy places the organism in Eukaryota, Metazoa, Chordata, Mammalia, Scandentia, Tupaiidae. Bases 1 to 1332 code for a protein of 443 amino acids.